AUGUAUCCCGCCGUCUUUGAGCAGCUCCUGCUGUUUGUGGAGUUCUCCUGCAAACCUCCUCAGUAUGGGAAGAUGGAGACCAAACAUGUGGCCAAUGCCAAAUACAACCGGGUGUGGUAUCAGCAGCUCUUUAUAGGGCUCCGCACAGGAGAGACGCACACAGAUCAGCUUGUGUCAAAGGUGGUGCAGUUGAUCAGCACAGGGAUUUUACCAUUUGCCAAUUUCAUACCCAAAGAGUUCGUCGCUGGUAUCAUGAGCUUGCUCAAUAAAGGAUCGAUUCACUCCCAGUCAUCAUCAUUCACAGAAGCUGAAAUGGACAUCUGUAUGCGGGAGGAGUUCUCCAAGGCGUGUUUCGAGACGCUCCUGCAGUUCUCCUUCAGUAGUAAGGAGUCGAUGUCGCAGGAGGGCUUCAUCUCAUGCAUGGCUCUGUCUGCGCUGCUGCAGCGGGCGCAGGACGUGCUCCAGAGAUACGUGGAGGACCAGAGACUGCUGCCCAGGCAACAAGUGACUGAGAUCAUCUUGGUGUUAAAAGCCCUCAGCACUCUCAUGGAUUCCCUGAAGAAGACUCAACCAGAGAACAGUGAGACGGUGAAUGGGAGCGUGUGGGCUCAGGUGAUCGCGCUCUACCCGACGCUUGUGGAGUGCAUCACCUGCUCGUCUCCUGAAGUAAGCUCCGCCCUCUAAGAGGCCCUGGGGCCCUUUAAAGACUUCAUGCAAGUGCCUGUCUCCAAAGUGCAGAACGGCGAAUCGUGACUGAAUGUUUUUAUUCCACCGCAAACAUGAAUGUGACUGUUUCAUACGCUGUGCGUAAGGACGGUUGAUUGACAGCUCCAAAUCACAACCUCCGAAGCCUUUUCUAAUAUGAGCUGAUGGUAGACUCUGAUUGGCCGACUUUAACCAUGUAUUAACAGUUAUGUUAAAUUUGCAGUGUUUGUUGUUUUUAUGGGUUUUUGGUUCUCAAGGAGUUAAUGUAAAGUGUUUGGUGAUGGUGUUAAAGAUUUAAUUAAUAAUGACCUAUUUGGAUUAAAAAAUUUAAUCCAAAAAUCUUUUUUUUUUUUUUUAAAAGAACGAAAAGUCAUAAUUUGUGUGAAAUUUUCUUAACAGCAAUGGAUUUUAUGCAAGAUUAUACUGUAACAUUCCCUGUCAUCGUUAGUAGCAUUGAGAAGGGCAUGUACAAUAAUAAAAGGUACAGUUCUGUGAACAUCA
Carassius gibelio (silver crucian carp) is the source of this 1206-nucleotide messenger RNA. Its product is annotated as protein MON2 homolog. The record is from RefSeq and is a predicted model, not a curated record. NCBI's taxonomy places the organism in Eukaryota, Metazoa, Chordata, Actinopteri, Cypriniformes, Cyprinidae. The transcript is spliced from 7 exons. The coding region runs from base 1 to 684 and encodes 227 amino acids.